AUGCGCCGCCGCUCCACGAGCUCGUUCCUGUCCGGGGCCGUGCGGCGUUGGAGCUCGGCCGCGGCGGCUCCCGCGCGCCCUUCCAAGACGGAGCAGCGGCAGAGCUCGCCCACGGCAGCUCCCAGGCAUCCGUCCGGGGCGGAGCAGCGGCGGAGCUCACUCGCGGCGGCUCCCGCGCGCCCGUCCUGGGUGGAGCGGCAGCGGAGCACGCCUGCGACGGCUCCUGUGUGCCCGUCCUGGGCCGAGCUGCAGCAGAGCUCGCCCGUCCAGGGCGCGGCCGCCGCCGGCCUCGCGCGCUCGCUGGUGCACACGCCGCCGCCGGCGGCGGCCUCGCGCCCUCGCCGAAUCCGUCCAGCGGGGCGAAGAAGGGGCAAGCGGCCGGCUCGGACGAGCUCAGCCAUGGCACGGCCGCUCGAAGAUCGAAGCUCGAGCCCUCAUCGCCGCCGGAGGGAGUAG
Messenger RNA from Panicum virgatum (switchgrass), 456 nucleotides. RefSeq names its product 60S ribosomal protein L22-like. NCBI's taxonomy places the organism in Eukaryota, Viridiplantae, Streptophyta, Magnoliopsida, Poales, Poaceae. The coding region runs from base 1 to 456 and encodes 151 amino acids. The transcript has a single exon. The record is from RefSeq and is a predicted model, not a curated record.